CUAACACUUGGCUCAUUUUAUUGAUUUCUGUCCCCACAUCCACACCCACAUGUGCAUAUGUUAUCCUCUCCCUAUUUCAUCUACCCUCAAACAAACAUGUGACAUAGGGAGAGGUGGCUGUGUUCACAAGAAACACUGAACUUCAAACCUACAAACAUACUGGAGCUUAGAUAAUAUGUAACCCUAGCAGUAUGUUGUGAAAACUCAGAAGUUUGGAGUAAAUUACAGAUAACCAUGGUGAACAAACUCAGACACUGACCUGAUCAAACUCAGCCAGAAAUUUUCCAUUACUUAGGGUGGGCUCGAAUCUCUCCUCCCUGCCCCCACUAUUAUUGUUGUUGUUGUUACAAUUUAUAUUCUGCCUUUGCUCUAGGAACUGACAGUGACACAUCUAGCAUUGCCUCAUUUACAACCCUUUGAGGUAGAAGGGACUGGUCCAACAUCUCACCGGAGUUCCAGGGAGAUGGGUGGUUAAGAAAUAUGAAAUAUAAAUAAGGAAAAAAAUAAAGUCUGCACGGUUCACUAAGGGCUCUCCCUAGACCGACAUCUCAAAUCAGCUUACCUAGAAGCGAAAGUGGGGUAACUGCAAGUAUAAACUUUGCUAUUCAAAACGAACCCUGUCGGAAGCAUUGCUUACAAAAGGCAAAGAAGCAGGAAUGUGGACAAGAUACACGGACAAGAUUGAACUAACGCACUUAGGAGCUUUCCUGUGAAAAAGGCACGGGAUUCGGUCCCGUCCCGCUCCCCGCCCCCCCCCCGCGCCGAACCCAACAUCGUAAACACCAGGCACAGCGCGGGGAUGGGGCGCAGAGAUCCCGGUCAACGACGAGUUACGCUCCCUCGCUUGAGACAGACAUUCGGGGGCCGAGGGUGGACGGCAGCAGGGAAGCAGCGGCGGCAGAAGCAGCUCACUUCCUGGGCAAGUUCGACCGGUAGAUCAUCCGCGUUCCACCAAGGAAGGCAGGCAGGCAGGCAAGCGCUUCACCUGCCAGUUUCUCUUCCUUCCUUUCUAGAGGACCGAGGACUCCGCGCCUGCGAUCCCAGGCUGGAUGCGAAGCCGAGACAGCAGCCACCGGGAGCCUCGGCGGGUUUGUCUUUAAAGUUGAGUCCAGGGAGAUCGAUCGGCGUCAUCCUUCCGAAGUCCGGAGAAAGCCGGCCUCGCUUCGCCACCCAGAGGAGAAGAUCCACUGACCACGCCUCGACCCACUGCGGAUGUCCCUCUGAAAUGAGCCAGGUGGCAAGGAAGAAGGGCGUGGGAAGCCCCGGGCGCGGCGAGCGGCCGGCCGCGGCUGGAAGGCAGCGAGGUAGCGAGUAAACAGAGGGCGGCCAGGCCCUGGGCUCGCGGAACUCGCCCCGGUCGCUCUCCUUUCGGCAGCCUCUUCCACUGCGGCGGAGAUGAGCGGCUGGGCAGGGCUGGCCGGGCUCCUGCUGGCCGUGGCCGGAGCUCAGAAGCAGCUACUGCAGCCGCCGAGUAGCCUUCGCCCUGCCUCCGCGGAACACGCCGCGCAGUUCGACCACGUCUUGAACGGGACGGUCAACCGAGGCACGGAGCGGCUGUACUCGUUCAACUACACCAGUAAGGCAGGCCAGGCGGAUGCCCUCCGUGUUACCGUGAAGAGUGACUCCGAAGAUGAUCAGUACCCUGUCUUGUUUGUAGUUCGGCAGCAAAAGGGGGUGCUGUCCUGGCAGCUCCCACUCAUUUUUCAUGGGCUCUACCAAAGAAGUUACAAUUACACAGAAGUCAGCCGUACCCUCUGCCCAUCUGAGUCUGUACCUCAGAAUGGAUCUUCCGAGCAAAUCGUAUUUAUAAAUGUUGCUUCCAUGGCUCCUUAUAAUGCCCACUAUCAGCUGCAAGUUACCAAGAUUAAGAACUUCCAACUUAGCAUGAAUUCUACUUUUAUAUUCACUGCCAGCCCUUCUCAGCCACAGUACUUUUUGUACCAGUUCCCUCCUGAUGUGGAUUCUGUCAUUGUCAGAGUGAUUUCUAAGACAAUCUAUCCCUGCUCUGUGGUCUCCAUCCAAGAUAUUGUGUGUCCCGUUUAUGAUUUGGAUUAUAAUGUGGAAUUUAAUGGAGUUUACCAAUCCAUGACAAAGCAGGCAGCUCUCACUGUGCAGAAAAAGGACUUCCCAAGCAAACAGUUUUUUGUUGUAUUUGUCAUAAAGCCAGAGGACUAUACCUGUGGUGGUUCAAGCCCACUCUCCAUUCAAGGAAAGACUAACUACACAUGGAACCUUCAACGAAUGAAGCAUCUUGAAGUGACAGUGUUACCUUCAGUUAAAGGAACUGUUUAUAUACAUGCCAUCCUUUUCAGUUUUCUGACUUUCUUCUCCUUCUAUCUGGGUGCACUAGUGGUUGGAUUUGUGCAAUAUAUCAGAUUUCGUAGGAAAACAUCAAUACUUGAUGAUGGUCCUGGGACUAUGACUUCUUCUCAUCCUAUCACUGCCAGCACCCCUGAAGGAAGCAGCUAUGGAGCUAUAGAUGAAUCAAGCUCCAGUGGAGGUCAAGAAUUAUCAACUCUAGGUCGUAGGCCUCCUUGUGGCAGUGAUACAGACAGCUCAGUGGAAGAGGAGAGUGAUUUUGACACUAUGCCCGAAAUUGAAAGCAACAAGAAUGUAAUACGCACUAAGAUGUUCCUUUAUCUGUCAGAUCUAUCCAGAAAAGAUCGGAGAAUUGUAAGCAAAAAGUAUAAAAUUUAUUUCUGGAAUAUCAUCACAAUUGCUGUUUUCUAUGCCUUACCUGUGAUCCAAUUGGUGAUCACAUACCAGACGGUAGUGAAUGUGACUGGAAAUCAGGACAUCUGCUAUUAUAACUUCCUUUGUGCUCAUCCGCUGGGAGUCUUAAGUGCUUUCAACAACAUCCUGAGCAACAUUGGCCACAUGCUGCUGGGUGUCCUUUUCCUGUUGAUUGUGUUGUGCAGAGACCUUCUUCAUCGGCGUUCCUUGGAAAAUAAAGACAUCUGUGCAAUGGAAUAUGGGAUCCCUAAGCAUUUUGGCCUCUUCUAUGCCAUGGGUGUCGCUUUAAUGAUGGAAGGUGUCCUCAGCGCUUGCUACCACGUCUGUCCAAACUAUACUAAUUUCCAGUUUGACACAUCUUUCAUGUAUAUGAUUGCAGGAUUGUGUAUGCUAAAACUAUAUCAGACUCGCCACCCCGACAUCAAUGCCAGUGCUUACUCAGCCUAUGCAUCCUUUGCAGUGGUUAUUUGCCUUGCUGUACUUGGAGUGGUUUUUGGGAAAAAUGUGUGGUUUUGGGUCCUCUUCUCCAUCAUCCAUGUUGUGGCCUCUCUUGGUCUUAGCACCCAGAUUUACUACAUGGGUCGUUUCAAGAUAGACCUUGGGAUUUUUCAACGUAUAGCUAUAGUAUUGUACACAGAUUAUAUACAACAAUGCAGCCGACCCAUGUACAUGGACAGAAUGAUUUUGCUUGUUGUUGGGAACUUGGUUAAUUGGUCUUUUGCAAUUUUUGGACUAGUAUAUCGGCCAAGGGAUUUUGCCUCUUACAUGCUGGGCAUUUUUAUCUGCAAUCUUUUGCUAUAUCUUGCCUUCUAUGUCAUCAUGAAGCUCCGCAGUUCAGAGAAGCUAUUGCCUUUCCCCCUCUUUUGUAUUGUGGCCACAGCUGUGGUUUGGGCUGCAGCUCUUUAUUUCUUUUUCCAGAACCCCAGUAGCUGGGAGGAAACUCCAGCCCAGUCUCGGGAAAAAAACCGACCAUGUAUUGUUCUGGGAUUCUUUGAUGACCAUGAUAUCUGGCACUUCCUCUCAGCUGCUGCCUUGUUCUUUUCAUUCUUGGGCCUGCUGACCUUGGAUGAUGACUUGGAUUCUGUGCCAAGGAACAAGAUUCCUGUAUUUUGAGCUACAGGAUAAUUAUAGUGUUUGAUCCUUCUCGGUGAAAUGUGCCAUGUGGAGCAGUCAGAACAGACCACCAAGUACACAUUGGAAAGAACCUUCUUGGAAGCAAUUCCCAUAUAGGAAAAAAAAAACAGCAAAAUCAUAUCCUCAACAUCAGCUGGAUCAGAUCUAUAGUAUAAUAAUGCAUUAUAUUGAGACUAAUCAAGCUGAGGUGUUCAUAGGCUCCCUGAGGCCAUUCUUCACUUUCUUAUAAUGGGGUUUAUUCCCAGCAUUGUAGUUUCUGAGUUUGUAAUUUACCAAAUGCACAUUGUAGCCCUUUUGGCUACAGUGGAACGUUGGUAUUCAAUUGCUUUGAAACUCAUUGAAUUUGGUACUCAAUGCAUUUUGACACAAUUUUUUAAUCCCAGUACUCAUGUUUGUUUGGUACUCGAUGCAUAAGCUAGAAUUUGUUGGGGUCAGUUGCCUUGUGACUCACUAUAUUAUUCCUUAUGGGAGAAAUUUGUUUGGUACUCAUUGUGUUUGGUACUUAUCGUGCCUCCUGGAACCAAUUAAUGAGUAUGAAGGUUCCACUGUACUUAUGUUCUGUUGCUUGAUUAGUCAGAAUUACUUUAUGCAAUACAUUUAAGAUCGUGCAAAAUAACUGUUAUGUGGGUAAGACAGAAAAGAUCCAAUUGUCUCCCCUAUUGCUUAAUCCCAGAAUUAUAUUCAGGGGAUGCUGUGUAGAUGUUUGUGCCAUGCUUUGCUAAAUUUAAAUUAAAGCAUGUCUCAGUAUUAUCAAUUUGAAUUACUUAAAAGUGUUUAACCUUUAAGUAUAUUUGGACUUUCUCUUAAUGAUUGUUUGACAGCUAAUGACAGUCCAAUUUUCUUAUCAAUUCACUUUGGUUAAAAAAAUACUAAACACUAGAAUUCUGCUUUUCGCUAGGUUAAACCUUCUGUAUAUUUAAAGGAAAUCUAAGAACAAAGGAGACUUUUUUUCCCAUCCAGAGGUCUUUUAUGCGUGCCUGGGUGGCAUUCUGCAUCAUAUUCCAAAAGGGUGCAAGGGUGUGCAGGAGUCCUAAUGUAGCACUUCAGCAAAGGAACCAUAUCUUUUCCAAUGCAUGUUUUGGGUCAGUGUUUUUCAAACUUGACAACUUUAAAAUGCCUAAACUUCAACUCCCAGAAUUCCCAGUUAGCAUCUUAAAGUUGCCAUGUUUGAAAAACACUAUUAUGGGUCUCUUUUUGGAAUCAAGCCAAAGCAUUACACAGCCUAAAUACACUGUACUCCCAAGUCACAUUUUCUAAAAAUGUAGCAGUCCCAAAUGUCUUCCCCUAUCCCUAAACAAGUUGCUGAUCAAUAAAUCUGAAAACUACUGUC
Molecule: messenger RNA, 5197 nt
Organism: Thamnophis elegans (Western terrestrial garter snake)
Lineage: Eukaryota; Metazoa; Chordata; Lepidosauria; Squamata; Natricidae
Gene: SIDT1
Product: SID1 transmembrane family member 1
Exons: 25
Coding region: 1396-3846 (816 amino acids)
Cellular component (GO): membrane
Source: RefSeq, a predicted model, not a curated record